Messenger RNA from Branchiostoma belcheri (Belcher's lancelet), 2898 nucleotides. RefSeq lists its product as uncharacterized. Bases 163 to 2349 code for a protein of 728 amino acids. The record is from RefSeq and is a predicted model, not a curated record. Lineage: Eukaryota; Metazoa; Chordata; Leptocardii; Amphioxiformes; Branchiostomatidae. Gene Ontology annotation, cellular component: extracellular matrix. The transcript has 3 exons. Gene Ontology annotation, molecular function: protein binding.
CUCUCUGCGAUUUUAAGGAGUUUGCAGACUUCAGACAACUUCCUUCCAUACUGAGAUGCCAUUUCCUUGUCUAGUGGGCCACUGAAAAAACUGUGCCCUGCAGUCUUUUCUUCUAGGAUUGGAGCAGGAUCUUAAAAAUCUCUGCCAAGGCGACACUUCAGUAUGUCCAACAAAGCGAGGAAGAUGCUGGUUCUGCUGAUGAUCAUCCUGAAGGAAGCUGGCCCGACCGCAGCCUGCAGCAGCAGCUGUUCAUCAUUCUGUGUCUGCAGGAGCAGAGGCCUCACCAGUGUUCCUCAGGACCUGCCUACAAACAUCACUCGGCUGGACCUGCAGAGCAACUCCAUCACAACCUUAAGUCAGUCUGAUUUCUCAAGGUACAGGAGCUUGUCAAGAUUAUAUCUUGGUUACAAUCAGAUCUCCAUGAUCCAUAACAAAACAUUCCACAGCUUAACCAGCCUGACUGAACUGUACCUUUAUGCGAAUCGUUUAACCACUCUGUCAGCUGGCAUAUUUGUGGGACUUGGUAAUCUGCAGGAGUUGUGGCUUUACAAUAACCAGUUAACAAGUCUGACAGCUGACAUAUUUGAUGGACUCGGUAACUUAGACAAGCUUGACCUUGACAGGAAUGACAUCCACAGUAUUGAGGCAGGCACCUUCAAUGACACAACAAAGCUACGUUAUCUAGGGCUUCAGCACAACAACAUCAGGACCAUCACAGCCGACACAUUAGGGAACCUACUUCAGCUUCAAACACUGAGACUUUCUGGUAAUAACAUCAACACUUUCCCUGUAGAGGCCUUAUCAAACUUGAAUAUUUCAGUGCUGUCAGAGCUUACAUUAGAUUCUAACCAAUUAGAGACCCUACCAGUCAUGGCGUAUGACAUACUGGCUUCCAUUUCAACAGUCUACAUUCGCUACAACCCCUGGCAGUGUGACUGUAGGAUGGCUCCCUUUAAGCAGAGAAUGAGCGGGUCUUACCCAUUUGAAAAACAGAUCAGAUGUGCUGGACCUGCUAACCUUACAGGGCAACUCUUGCGGGAUGUUACGUUAAAUCCUGAAGACCUGAUCUGUGACAGGACGACACCAGUCUACUUCACUCCCAGCACUAAACACAUUCCUGACUCUACUGACCCUCCUUUUGCUUCGAAUGUGACACUAACUGAGAGCACUACUGGCCCUGCUGAUGGUGGCAUUGUCCUGUCUGUUCCCUUGGUUGCUACUCUGGGAGCUAUUCUUGGACUCCUCCUUAUCUGCACUAUAGCCUUUGCAGUAUGGUGCAUGCAUAAGAGGAGGCAAAGGGAUCCUCCUCAGCAAGGCUUUAGCAACACAAACCCCACAGGCACAUCCAGUGGUCAUGAGCAGAUACGGUUGCAGGCAGUUGGCACAAGUGCAGAAGUAAACAGUCAGUCUGAAACAUCCCAUUCUGAUACAGAAGACAGCGAGCAUGUCUAUGACGCCCCAAUAUAUGAGGACCUUGAUACAGCAGGGUAUGACACGACAGGUGAAGUCGAUCAGUCAGAAAGUGGUGCAGGUAACAGGCAGAGUCUUGACAGCUUUGGUUAUUUGGUUUUGCCCUCUUCCCUUCCCCCUGAAAAUGAAACUGGCCCCCAGGCCGCUGCCCAGGUUGAACCAGCAGAUGCAGCUGCUCGAAAAAUUGUUAGUCCGUCACAAACAUCACAGCCAGGUUCAGGGCAAAUUCAGCAUCUCAGCAGUUUUAAUGAUGACUAUGAGGUUCCAUCUCCCUGCCUGUACCCUGGAGAAGGUCCACAGCCCCACAAAUAUGUGAACAGCCACGUGGCAGCAGCUGCUAAAGAUCCUGCAGCUGGUCCACAGGAUGUGGAGUAUGACUAUGAGAAUGAGGAUGAGAUAGAAUCUGCAAAUGAAGGUCCACAGUCCCACAAAUAUGAGAACAGCCAGGUGACAGCAGCUGCCAAAGAUGCUGCAGCUGGUCCACAGGAUGUGGAGUAUGAGUAUGAGAAUGCUGCAACUGGUCCACAGGAUAUGGACUAUGAGUAUGAGAAUGAUGAUGAGACAGCUAGAUUGAUUACUUUAGCAACUGGUUCGCAGAUUGAUGAAGAGUUAGUUGAUAACCAAUCACAGACAGCAGCUACUAAAGAUGCUGCAGCUGGUCCACAGGAUGUGGAGAAUGAAGACGAGAAUGAUGAUGAGACAGCUAGAUUGAUUACUUUAGCUUCGCAGAUUGAUGAAGAGUUAGUUGAUAACCAAUCACAGACAGCAGCUGCCCCUGGUGCUGACAGCCCUCACCACUAUGAACCCCUGAGGAACCCCAGCAGUCAGCAGCAGCACACAUACACAUCCCUGAUGCCUCAUGGUUCACAAGGCAAUUAGACAACUAAUUGAUUGAUUGAUUGAUUGAUUGAUUGAUUGAUUGAUUGAUUGGAGAAUUGACUGAUACAUUCAACAACAUAUUGUAUUGAGUGGCUUUGAAGAAUAACAAUCUAAAAACAAUGGUUGGCCCAAUGUAAAUCCACAUUACAUAAAUUUAGUAUGAUGUAAGUAGCCCUUACCACAUGUUAUGGUGACGGAACUAGUUUAACUGCUGUGGACACUUUUUGUAUAUGUAAAUAGUACAUGUAAUAAUAAUGAUAGCGUCACUGUUGAAAGAUACACUUUUUAACACUACUUUCAUCGUUUUACUGUAAGAUUUUAUAGUUUUGUAUGAAAUUGAUAGAAUUCAGUGUCAUAAUGGGUCAGAGAGUUAAAUCACAUCAAAUUGUAUGAAAAUUAGUUUUGACACAAUUAUUAUCAAAGAGCUUGCUUGGUGGAUACAAAUUAUAGCUGAAAGUUCUGUGAAAGAAAGUGUAUGUAAUCGGCUUGUAUUAGACACAGGACUGCAAUCGGCUUGUACAUAUAGACAUAGGACUAGCAUCUUGCAAC